Messenger RNA from Naegleria lovaniensis, 1125 nucleotides. RefSeq lists its product as uncharacterized. The transcript has a single exon. The coding region runs from base 1 to 1125 and encodes 374 amino acids. Lineage: Eukaryota; Heterolobosea; Eutetramitea; Acrasida; Naegleriidae. The record is from RefSeq and is a predicted model, not a curated record.
AUGACAACGGUGAUUGGCAGCGUCCUUAAAUCAAUCAGUAUCACACAGAAUCGCACUCUGGAUGUAUUCGUUACUGGUGCCACUGGAAAUGUUGGAAUGGAAGUGUUGAAAUGUUUAUUAUCAACAACAAAAAAGAAUGCCACAAAGACUAACGACUCGGAGUUUGCUGAUGCUGAACCCCCACUCCGAAGAAGAAGUUUGAAUAUUUAUGCUGGAGUGAGGCAGCUCAAUGCUUCAACUCUCUCUAAAUUUCAUAAGGAAUUAUUCAAUAAUGAUCCUUCUGUUAGGAUUGUGGACACAUCUUCAACUAAUGAACCUGUGGCAAUUUUUAAAAAACAAGAUCAAGGCUCCUCCAGUGAUGAUGAUGAAGCCAUAUUGCUGAGGCUCAUACCCUUUGAUUUCAAGCAACAUGGAGGAGGAGAGGUGUUUCAAAGAGUCCUCGAAGGCAAUUCCAUCAGUGAGUAUCUUCCAAAGGAUGGUGGCUUUCAUCGAUUGUUCUUAAUGAGACCGCCCGAUUUGUCCAAUAUUCAACGAGAUAUGAAACCAUUUCUAGAAUUUAUAACACAUUCUCGUCCUGCCAACAACAAUUCAACAACAACUUAUCUUCCCGAACAAAUUGUAUUCAUGUCUGUGUUAGGUGCAGAAAAUAACAAGUUCAUACCCCAUUACAAAAUUGAACAAAUUCUGAAAGAGCAUUCCCAACGAGUGCCGUAUGUAUUUCUGAGGCCAAGUUUCUUUAUGCAAAAUCUCACGACGACUCACCUUAAGGAAAUUCGUGACGAUUCUCAAUUAUUCAUGCCAGCCGGAAAUGGUUCAACUUCCUUCAUUGAUGUCAGAGACAUUGCACAAGCAGCAGCCCGAAUUCUAACGGAAGAAAACGCAGAGAAGUAUGCCAAUAAGGCUUUCGAUUUAACAGGAAGUGAAGCUUUGACCUAUUUUGAGGUGGCAAAAAAACUUUCCGACGCUUGUGGCAGAACUAUUGUUUACGCAAAUCCUUCAAUUCCAAAAUUCAUGUUUCGAACAUGGAAGAGCAAUCCAGACGUUCCAUUUACUUAUGUAAUGGUUGUGACAGCACUCUAUGCCGGUAAGUUUAUUGUCAAGCAAGAACAAUAUUACUAUAUAUAG